AACGACCAUUGCCUUCUUGGGCGGGAAGGAUUGGAGGCUGUCUGGGAAGGGGACUGGUUCAUGCAUCCGCCUGAGAGCCAAUCGGAAGCCAAAGCUAGAAAGGGGCGGAACCUGACCCGCGUAGCUAGCGUCGCCGCCGCUGCUGUCUCUGCACCGCUGAGAAGAUGACCGUGGGGAGGCCUGCGGGAGCCUCCGGCGGCGCUCAGUGGAGCCGUCAGAUAUUUCCCCCCAAAUCCUCCUCAGACACAGAGGCAGAAGAGGAGCUGUCUGGGGAUAGGCUGGUUUUGCCCAGGGCUGGCAAACUCGAUGAAUUCCUCAGCCCAGAGGAAGAGACUGAUUCUACUUCUGACUCAACUGGGAGCUUUUACGAGACCCUGCAGAUACUGAGGCAGAAAGGCAGGUGGUGCCUGUUGGAAUCUCUUUAUCAGUCUGAUCUCGACAGUGAUGAGAACCUCUCUGAAGAUGAUGAGGACCUGAAGCGUUUCUUCCAAGACAAAGGCAGGGGGAAGCGGCAGGUUCAGUGCCCCCAGUCUCCAAGGUGUGGCUCCACAAGGCGCUGCAGCUCCCUGAGCAACCUUCCCUCCGACAUUCCCAAGGUUCUGGCCCAGCCACCUUCAGACUCCAGGUCUCCUUCCCAGCAUAAAAACAUCAGCUCCUGGGCAUCAUCCAUCACUGUCCCUCAGCCGUUCCGCAUGACACUGCGUGAGGCCCGGAAGAAGGCCCAGUGGCUGGCCUCACCUGCCUCCUUUGAGCACGAGAGGCAGCAGGCUCAGAGGCAGGGUCAGGAGGAGGCCGAGUGCCACCGGCAGUUCCGGGCACAACCUGUGCCCGCACAUGUCUACCUGCCCCUCUACCAGGAGAUCAUGGAGCGCAAUGAAGCCCGCAGGCGGGCAGGGAUCCAAAAGAGGAAGGAACUGCUCCUCUCUUCCUUGAAGCCCUUCAGCUUCCUGGUGAAGGAGCAACAGCGAAAGGAAACCACUCAACAAAGGGAGUUGGCCGCUACAGCUAAGGCCAAGGUCCCCAAGCAGAAAGCCACCAGAAGGAUCCCCAAGUCCAUUCUGGAGCCAGCCCUUGGGGACAAACUCCAGGAAGCUGAGCUCUUCAGGAAAAUUUGCAUCCAGAUGAGAGCCCUGGACAUGCUCCAGAAGGCCUCCUCCCCCAUCGCCUUCUCCAGUAGCCGGGCUGAGCCACAGCCUCGCAUAGCCACCCGAACCUGGGAGGAAAAGCUUGGGUUUCUGCAGACUGACUUUGGAUUCCAGCCUCGUGUGAAUCCUGCUGUCCCUGACUAUGAGGGCCUUUACAAGGCCUUCCAGAGAAGAGCUGCCAAGAGAAGGGACACCAGAGAGGUGACUCGCAACAAGCCCUUCUUCCUGAGAACCGCCAGCCUGCGUCACACUCAGCGGCCCUGCGAUGCCGCCACCUCUGGAGGGAGGAGGGACUCCGUGGAGCCACCCGUUACACCCCUGGCAAGGAGUCGUUCUCUGAGUGCCCUUGCUUCCCUCUCUGCCAACACCCUCCCUGUGCACAUCACAGAUGCCACCAGGAAGAGGGAGUCUGCAGUCAGAAGUUCACUUGAAAAAAAGGACAAAGCAGAUGAGAGUACUCAGUGGUUGGAGAUGCACAAAAAGAAGUGUCAAGCAAUGUCUAAAUCCGUGACCUUGCGUGCAAAAGCCAUGGAUCCCCAUAAAAGCCUGGAGGAGGUGUUCAAAGCAAAGCUGAAAGAGAAUCGGAACAAUGAUCGUAAAAGAGCAAAAGAGUAUAAGAAAGAAUUGGAGGAAAUGAAGAAGAGAAUACAAACAAGGCCCUAUCUCUUCGAACAAGUUACCAAGGACCUUGCCAGAAAAGAAGCAGAACAACGGUAUCGAGACACCCUGAAGCAGGCUGGCCUGGAUGAAGAUUUUGUGAGGAAUAAGGGUCAGGGCACCAGGGAUGUACAAUGGAAGGAGCAGUCAGAAGUCCGUGAUUGUCCCAGCACCCAUGGAACUGCAAAAUUCAGCAUCAGAAAUCCACAGCAGGAUUUAGAAGAAUCCCUGGAAAAGCCUACAAGCCCCGAGAAAGAACUGGAGGACAUGUCUUAUGAACUGCUAGAUAAUCUCAAAUCACUUGCUUAAUCAGUACACUUAAAAUUACUGCUUUUCAAUAAUUUUAAGCAGCUAACUUGGGGUGGAGUUAAGGCAAGCAAAAUUUAAGUUUUGAGUCAUGGUUACUCUUGGAGAAUGGGGAAGAAAAGUAGCAGAUAACAGGGAAUGGUUCCCAUAAAUCAAAAUGGAGAAGCUCAGGGUGGAGGGAUCAGAGCAAUUAAGGGUUCCUGCUUUGUGCCUCACACUUAAACUAUGGGUACAGAAAAAAGGGCACAAGCCCAGAUGCCUACAGGGGAUAGUCAGGAAACAUAAAUGGAUCAAAUGGGCUGGGUGUAAGAUAGCAGGAGAGAGUAGAGACUGGAGUCUCUGCUGGAAUCCAGGCCCAGAACUGCCAGAUCAACUGCAUUUUCAAUAGAAGCCAGAAAUAUGCAUGUUAGCAACUAAUUAAAAAAUUACUUGGAAAUCCUGUGUGGGCAAAACAAAUACCUGGUUGACAAGUCUGCAACUUCUAGUCCAGAGUUUCUCGAUCUCAGCACUAUUGACAUUUUGGGCCAGAUGAGUCUUUUUUGGGUGUUAGGAGAGGGGGCUGUCUUAUACUUUGUAGAAGCUUAGCAGCAUCCCUGGCCUCUACUCACUAGAUGCCAGUAAUACCCCUCUCCAUAGUUGUGACAACCAAAAAUGUUUCUAGAAAUUGCCAAAUGUCCCCUGAGGGGGGAAAAUGUCCCUGGUUGAGAACCACUGCUCUAGUAUAAAAGUAAAGCUACAAGAAGUAAAAACUGGCAUUUUAAGAAUACAAGCAAUUGACAUGAACUCAGUCUACAUAGCACAGGAUGACUAUGCAUGUCAUUAACAAAUUAAGAACUAUAAUUACUGUAU
Diceros bicornis minor is the source of this 2957-nucleotide messenger RNA. It is a transcript of the gene FAM161B, whose product is annotated as FAM161 centrosomal protein B. Gene Ontology annotation, cellular component: cilium. Gene Ontology annotation, biological process: cilium organization. NCBI's taxonomy places the organism in Eukaryota, Metazoa, Chordata, Mammalia, Perissodactyla, Rhinocerotidae. The transcript is spliced from 9 exons. The record is from RefSeq and is a predicted model, not a curated record. Bases 165 to 2111 code for a protein of 648 amino acids.